UUCGGUUUUGCCGCCGGCCGGGAGGAGGAGGCGUGGCCUCCGGCGCGCUGGCCCAAUAGAAGCCGCGCGCGUGAUCCGGUGCAGCCAAUCCGAGCGGGCGCGGGCGGUUUCCGUGGUGACGGCGCCGCCGCCUUGCUUCCGGGCUGAAGGAGAGCCGCAGGAUGGCCGCGGCCGGGGAUUGCCUCAGCCUCUGGCGGGAAGAGAACGACGGGCUGGUGGCAAAGUCUUCAGGCCUAGACGGCUCUGUGAAGAAAACAGCCCAAGAAUGUCAACUGGCCUUCACCAAACUGCUGCAGAAAAUCCAAGGGCUUCCGGCGGCCCUUCCAGCACUGACCUUGGAGCUGACCGUCCUCUACAACACCUUACUGUUUGACAUCCAGCAGUCCAGCCAUUCUGGGGAGAAGCUGUUGGCAGGAAUAGACUGUGGGCUCCGCAGGGUUCUGGAGGCUUGCGGUGCGUCUGACCUGCAACUCUCCUUGGAAGAUCGUUGGCACAGAGUAUUAGAGGAGAGGUUCCCUGAUGGGCUUAGGAGUUCUCUACACCAACUGGCUGCCCUGCAGGGGGCACUUUGGCUGGCAGCAAAACACCUGGAGAAGGCAGAAGACCUCUUCCAGCUGCUGAGUGCCGGCAUGAGUCCAGGGCCUUCUCUUUCCCGUGGUUGCCAGAAUCGGCUCCUUUCACUGCUCCAGGUAUGGCAUCCGCCUGACGAGGGGCCAUCUGCUCCCCUUACAGUGCAAAGUGUCAGAGACUUGAAAAGUCUUCUGUGGACAUUGGCGGCUCUUCUGCAAGGUGUUCAGGAACUGGAAGCUGACGAUGCCCCGGCUGAUCUUGCUCUCCUCCAAGCUGCUACGACUGGGCUGUGUUCCAGGCGACUCCUUGCCCAGAUCUUCACCUUAAUGGGACGCUACAGCCUAAAACUGGGGAAGCCACAGGUGGCCCUGCAGCACCUCAGACAAGCCCUCCAGGUGGAUUUCACCUUCCUCCCUGCCUUGCACCAAGCGUCCCUCUUGUACCGCCAGCUGGGGCUCCUGGACGCCGAGCUGGAGGCCCUGGAAUUGCUUGACCAGGCCCUGGAGGACCCUGCGCAGGUGACCACAGAGUCCCCCGCCCCCCAUUUCCCCAUCCAAACCGAGCUCUUCCUCCGUGUGCCACCACUGACUGCUCUCUUUGCCCCUACUCUUUGUCCGUCAGAAGUAAAAUACCUGCUGGCCCAAAGGUGUCUCCAGGCAGGGAGGGUGAGCGAAGCCACGGAACACUACCUGGACUUGCUGGCCCUGUUGCAGGAAUGGCCUCUUCGCCAGUGUGGGAAGCCAGCCUUGCCCAGGAUACCCGAGGUGUUUUUAGAGGCUGCCUCUGCCCUGGUGGACCUUGCUAGGCUGGAGGAGGCCGUUGCGGUGUGCGAGGAGGUGGUUGCCAGGACCAGCGAGCUGGUCCCCAAGACGCUGUGCAUCGAAGUGGCCUUGGGCGCAGAAGAAGGAUCCUCCCUGGCAAACCCUCACACCCUCCUCCAGAAGCAGAAAAGGGAGAGCCUGCGCUGUGUCCUUUGGCGAGCAGCUGCCUACCUCAUUCAGGGCUGGGCCUGGGCCAGGCGGGGAGAAGCCAAGGAAGCGAUCAGCUACUUGAGCAGGUGUCUUAACGAUCUCCUAAGAGUCCAUUUUGUGAACACAGCAGGCAGCACUGAAGCAGAAAUGGAGCGUGUGUGGGUGUCAGAAGGAAAGGUGCUUCCCCAGGUCAGGCAGCUGGCCCUGACAGGACGAGGAAUGCAGUUCCUGGAGCUGGGCCAGGACAAAGAGGCCUUGAGAGACUUCCAGCACAGCUUGCUCGUCUGCCCAGAGAGUCCCACUGCUCACUUGUACUUCCUGCACACCCUCUGGAAAGUCGGACGAAGGCAAGAAGCAGCUGAGCACUGGCAGAAGGUCCACCUGAACCCUGUCCUACUGGAGGAAAAUCCAGAAAGGUCCUUACCAUUAUACCUGCUGCUGUAUGAGAAACAAAUGAAGUUUCCUCACGUGGAAUCUCUCGCCAGCAGACUAGAAAGCUUUACUGAGGAACUCUAGAGCUGCUGCUGUUUGCCUGCCCUGGCCAGAUUUCCUUUCAAGGAGCCAGAUGGCCCUGAGAAAGCUUUUACCUGGGGACUGAGGGGGUGACAGAAGUGAUCCUUGCCCUGUUGAAAAGGAAAAUCACCCUGUUGUGGAAGGUCUGGUGAACUUCUGGUCCUCCUUUUCCUUGUUAUCAUUGCCUUCUCAUAUGUUGAUGUUUAUGGAAUGAGGGCCAAGUAUAUUUUGUUCCUUCUCAUCCUACAUGGAGAAAUUGUUUCGGGGAAUAAUUUAGGCAGUAUCAGAACUGCUGGAGUAAAAACUUAAAAAGAG
This is a messenger RNA of Pogona vitticeps (central bearded dragon), 2369 nucleotides long. The record is from RefSeq and is a predicted model, not a curated record. Lineage: Eukaryota; Metazoa; Chordata; Lepidosauria; Squamata; Agamidae.